Raphanus sativus (radish) is the source of this 2187-nucleotide messenger RNA. Its product is annotated as NAC domain-containing protein 14. The transcript is spliced from 7 exons. Lineage: Eukaryota; Viridiplantae; Streptophyta; Magnoliopsida; Brassicales; Brassicaceae. Gene Ontology annotation, biological process: regulation of DNA-templated transcription. The coding region runs from base 74 to 2029 and encodes 651 amino acids. Gene Ontology annotation, molecular function: DNA binding. The record is from RefSeq and is a predicted model, not a curated record.
AAACCAAAUAAAACAAAAGAAAAGCUUUAAAAAAAAAUAAAAGAAGGCAAUUAAUUGACCGGAGAUUGUAAGGAUGACGACGGAGACACAAGCGACGUUGUCGAUGGAGACUUUACCUCUGGGCUUCAGAUUCAGACCAACGGAUGAAGAACUCAUCAAUCAUUACCUGAGAUUGAAAAUCAACGGCCGUGAUUUGGAGGUCAGAGUGAUCCCUGAGAUCGAUGUUUGCAAGUGGGAGCCAUGGGACUUACCCGGGCUUUCGGUGAUCAAGACGGAUGAUCAAGAGUGGUUCUUCUUCUGUCCACGUGACCGGAAGUAUCCGAGUGGCCACCGUUCGAACAGAGCUACUGACAUUGGAUACUGGAAAGCUACUGGUAAAGACCGAACUAUCAAGUCCAAGAAGAUGAUUAUCGGUAUGAAGAAGACUCUUGUCUUCUACCGUGGUCGAGCUCCUAGAGGUGAAAGAACCAACUGGAUUAUGCACGAGUAUCGUGCCACUGACAAGGACCUUGACGGCACUGGACCUGGUCAGAAUCCGUAUGUUUUGUGUCGCUUGUUCCACAAGCCUAGUGAUGUUGCAGCAAACUGUGACGAAGUAGAGAAUGUCAAUGCCACUCCCACCACAACUAGAUGCUCUCGCGAGGACAACAACAACUCUUCUGAGAUGUUCCAAGAAACAGCUGCUUCUCGUGUACAUGCUCAAAACAUAUCAGAUGACACCGACAGGUGUCCAAGCGACAAGGGCAGUGAUGUGAAGCCUGAUGAUGAUGCUCCGGUGAUUAAAACUGAGAAAUCUGUUGAUCAUGCUGAAACUUCUCGAGCCAGAGACCGUGUUUCCGGCAAAAGCAUAGUAGAGGAAAGCCCAUUUGCAAGGGACUUUUCAAGUCUUUAUGGACCCAGCUUUGCUCAAACCGGUGACCAAACAUAUACUCCGGCGACGCAUUCAAGCGUCGGUUUUCCUGCGUCACAUAUGGAUUCAAUGUAUUCCAGCGAUUUUGGAAACUGUCAUUAUGGCUUACAUUUUCAGGACGGUGCCGCCAUACAAGAUGAGUCCCUGGCAGAUGUCUUGGAUGAAGUGUUUCAUAACCAAUCAGCUAGUCAAGGCAAAGACUUUGCACUUCCCAAAAUGAUGCAUUGGUCGUUUCCCAGAGACACCUUUGGUUUUGUAAACGGGGGUGCUACUGCUGAAGCUUCUUCUUUCCCACAGUUUGUUCCUGACGUUGGAGCUUCCAGAUUAGUCAGUGAUCAUCACUAUGUUGAUAGCAAGGAGGCUGUAGAGAUACAAUCUUCAUCCGGUUCCUCUAGGACCUUUACGCCACUUCAUAGCAACGUUUUAGGACAGUAUCCUCCAGUUUCUUAUGCAACUAUGGAUCCGUUUAACUCCAAUGUCAAUCAGCGCGAGCAGUCAUCCUUUGAGCAGCAGCUCCCUGUUGACCGGAACAUUAGUCCCAAUGAGCUUAACGCUAGGUCUCGAGAGAAUCAGACGGAUCUUGACUUACUCGUGAACCAAGGCACUGCUCCUAGAAGAAUCCGGCUGCAAAUCGAGCAGCCAUUCACGCCAGUUAACAACGAGAAGGAGAGAGAUGUUGAUAACCAAGAAGAAGAUGAAGUACAGUCUGCCAUGACCAAGAUCGUAGAGGAGAAUGAAAACAGCUUGCUUGACAAGGACAAGAGCAGAGCACCAGAGCAUCCAAGUUUGUCGGAGUCAAGGACUCAGGGAACUGCUCAUAGGAGAAUCCGCUUGCAGACAAGAAUACGGAAGCUUCCCAGAGCACCUAACAACACAGGAAGGGACUCAGACCACAGUGAAGAAGUAGAAACGCAUAGCAAGGAAAAGGAAGAUGUAUCGGCUUCAUCAUCGUCAUCAUGGCAGAAACAGAAGAGGUUAAUGAGGAAGAGGUUGGUGCAGUGUAGCGGUAUGGUGAUAAUAAUGGCGGUGAUGGUACUUUUAGUAGGAAUAUGGAAAGAGUCAAGAGAUGCCAAAUGUAGCUUCUUGUUUCAGGAUUCCUUCAGAGGCAUGUUUACUUGAUGAUAUAUAGAGUGCCAUUCUCCACGUUUUUGUAUAAUUAAUCAUGUCUAGUCUUUUUUUUUUUUUUUUUUUUUUUGUAGUGUUGAGUGAUACAGUUAAAUUCCCUAGAAUCAUUAACAAAGUAGUUCCUCCUUUCUUUGCAGUUUAAACAAUUUCUA